CAAAUAUGUGACACCAAAUGUAUUGUGUAGGCUAAAUAUGAAAAUUACAUGUACAUUUAAGUGAUUAUCAAUGCGUUCAGAUCUGGGGAAUUCCUUACCUCUUUUCCCACAAUGCAAUAGUCAUGUAAACAAAGGACAACGACAGGAAGGGAGACUGAAAAGUUCUAGCUAGAUAGCUAGCAUUAGCUAAGUAUAGCUACAAAUGUGCAACUUAUUAGCUACAGCAGUUCUGCAAGGAAUAUUCAAAAAAAUAUAUAUAACGUUAUUUAGCUAGCUUCCUAACCAGUUAGACAUAGUUUGUAUUGCUUUUUCUACAUUGUAUCGUGUGGGAUCUCUAAAGCCAGUUAGCUAGCUAGAUGCCUGGCUAGCAGCCUGUCAGAAGCUAGCUAACGUCGUUAGGCAGUAACGUUAGCUGUCAAAACCAAGCCAAGUGCUUUGAUUUCCCAGCGAACUCAAAAUGCAUCGAUCUUGACAGUUUACUGGGGAAACCGUUUUUAACAGAGGAUGACAGGGAUGACUGCUUUUGAAGGACAACCUUUGUGGCCAUCCACACAUCUAUGAGAUCCCCACAUGUCUGAGGGACUUCCAAAAUGAAGAAAAUUAGUCUGAAAACAAUACGAAAGUCAUUCAACCUAAAAGGCAAAGAGGAGGGAGAGGAUGUUGUACCACAGCCAAAUUCAGAUACCAACUUUUCAACAGAUUCAAUGUUUGGAAAAUGUUACAGCAAAGAACUUGUUUGUAACGAUUUUGAUCACGAGGAGAAGAAAGGCCGUAAGAACGGCUCAAAAAGUGAGAGUCUUAUGGGAUCACUGAAAAGGAGGCUUUCGGCAAAACAGAAAAGUAAAAUAAAAGAAAGUUCCACAUCCGUAACCUGUGAAGAUGACACAUUCUCGUGCUCCUCAGCACCCAUUUUCUUUAACGACGUAAAAUCACAGCACCAUCUAAGAUCUAGUAGUCACCAUUAUAGCCCCACGCCAUGGGCCCUCAGGGCAGCGAAUUCUGAGGAAACAUGCCUUAGAAUGGAUGGGAAAGUGAAAGCUAUGAUACACUCAUCAGACCCCAGCCCAUCUCUUUAUGGCAUUCAGAAAGUAUUCCCUGACCCCCAGAUGGAUAGGCCUUUUCAGGAUUCAUCUGAGAGCACUGAGCCUCAGAAUUGUGAUUUGCAUCUAGAUAUUGAUGUGGAAAAUGUGCCUGCGAUUAUUGGACUAUCACCUCAGAACUAUAUUCACUAUGCAAUGCCUUUAGAUGAUGACCUUGAAAAAGGCUUGGAUAAUUCCUCUCCAAUAGAUGAGGUGCCUCAGCCCGAGGGCUUCCCUCCUCAUGCAGCGGAAGACCCCAUUGACCAGGAGGAGCUGAUGUCACCAGACAUAUUCAUGGACCCAUCAGUGAAUAGACUGCUCUAUGAAUCUGCAGGUGUCUUUAUUCCAGACUCUAGAAUAGAUUCUCCUCUCUCCCCUUUGCUACCUCAGCUACCUGGCAGUCACAUUCGAAGGAGUUUCCAAGUAUAUGGUGGUUCUUCUCAUUCGCAUGGUGCAGAGAGAGUAAUGCACCAUCUCAACUUUGACCCCAAUUCAGCCCCUGGCGUUGGCAGGGUUUAUGAUGCUGUUCAGCACAGCGGGCCCAUGAUUGUAACCAGCCUUACAGUAGAGCUAAAGAAACUGGCCAAGCAGGGUUGGUACUGGGGUCCUAUAACGCGUUGGGAAGCUGAGGAAAAACUUGCUAGCCUGCCAGAUGGGUCAUUCUUGGUGCGAGACAGCUCAGAUGAUCGUUAUCUUUUGAGCUUGAGCUUUCGUUCACAGGGUAAGACCCUCCACACCAGGAUCGAACACUCCAAUGGCAGUUUCAGUUUCUACGAACAGCCAGAUGUGGAGGGUCACAUAUCAAUAGUGGAACUCAUUGAACAUUCCAUCAGAGAUUCUGAGAGUGGAGCCUUCUGCUAUUCACGAUCUCGUACACCAGGGACUGCCACGUAUCCUGUCAGACUGACAAACCCUAUCUCAAGGUUUAUGCAGGUGCGUUCCAUGCAGUACCUCUGUCGGUUUGUCAUCCGUCAGUACACACGGAUUGACCUUAUCCAGAAAUUGCCUUUGCCAAACAAGAUGAAAGAUUACUUGCAGGAAAAGCACUACUGAAGAAGAUCAAUGAAACCCAGUUGGACUUUCUUGCACAUUUUAGAUCAGCAACAUAAUGAAAUAGGCCUAGUUUUUAAUCUUUUGGACAUGACCCUAACCCAGUGAUGUGUCCACCAGCCAAUGCCAGUAACUGACAUGUCUUGUGAGCCAUACAGUUAUACUCCCCACCUCAAAGCCAAGGAUUGAAGCUGAAUCUUGAUCAGCUUUUUGUUACAUUGAAUUAUUUCUGUAAAUUCUGUUUUGAUAGACCAAGUGUUUUGUUAUAUAAAGCAUGUAAAAAGAAAGAAUUUCGUACACUCAAUAUGCUCCCAACAAUUUGGGUACAACCAACAUUUCAGCACUCAGUGCUUUCUUCAGGGUGUCAGUCAGUCAGCACCUCUGCAAACAUUUUUGGGUGUGCGCCAACUCAUGUUUUUUUACUAGACUGUUAUAUAAAGCACAUACAUUAUCUAAUCAUUACUACACUCAACUUUUCCUCAUUAUCCUAUGUGGUUUGUUGUCCUACAUUAAAACAGUUUUUGUUAGGGGUCUGUAGCUAGUAUGAUUUUGAUACCUGAAAGUCGCCUCUGCUGAGUCUUUAGUUAGAAGUUUUUUCUUUUGCCUCAUUGAUGGUUACUCAUUGCAUGUGAAUUACAUUGCGUAUAUGGAGAACUAAUAUUUGAUCACCACACACCUGAAGCUGAUUUGGGAGAACUAAUCGGCAUUGACUGUGUAUAACCAUAUAGGGAUAAUGGCUUGUUUUUGUAGCCUUAACUUGACUGUUUGCCUGUCACUAAGUAUAAGGAAAAUUGCUUCACCUUGUUACUUUCCAGAUCAUGAGUUGCUACCUAUGGUAAAAUACUUGGUAUCACCUAAACAUACUUUUAUGAACGGCUGUACACCGUUUUUAUUGCACAUCUUGAAUGCAGUUAAAGGAGGGGUGUUUAUUACUGUUAAUAAAAUACUUAUUCACAGAUAA
Messenger RNA from Oncorhynchus tshawytscha (Chinook salmon), 3090 nucleotides. RefSeq names its product suppressor of cytokine signaling 6. Lineage: Eukaryota; Metazoa; Chordata; Actinopteri; Salmoniformes; Salmonidae. The record is from RefSeq and is a predicted model, not a curated record. Gene Ontology annotation, biological process: protein ubiquitination; regulation of growth; intracellular signal transduction. The transcript is spliced from 2 exons. Gene Ontology annotation, cellular component: phosphatidylinositol 3-kinase complex. Bases 591 to 2132 code for a protein of 513 amino acids. Gene Ontology annotation, molecular function: 1-phosphatidylinositol-3-kinase regulator activity.